AUGUUUAGUUUUCGUUCGGAUACUUCAUGAAUUUUAGAGCUUCCAAAGUUUAUAUAGGACGAAUGUUCUAAUUAGAUUUUUAAUGAAACGUAUACACUAAAAGACCCUCGUACUGUUUUCGGAGGAAUGUACAAAUUAAUCAGUGCUUUCUUAGUGGAGCUUUCAUUUGUAGACACGUCUCACACAACCUGUUGCAACCCUUAUCUACAUCAUGGGAUGAAAAUGACUUAUCCGGCAAUGAACUGCAACAUCGUUCUAAUGAAUAGAUUUACUGUCGUCGGGGAGAGACGCGAUGAAAGUUGAAUCGGAAGAGCAAACGUCGCUAAAAAAUCAAUUAACAUCGGUCGCAUUUCCGUCUUUCCCAAAUUCGGCAAUGUUUACACCGUCUCAAAUAUUAAUGGCUAGUCAAUUAAUGGCGGCAUCCGGAUUAGGUAUACCCGCCAAUCCCGCUUUUUUCCAUCCGGGGCUAUUCGCAGCUGCGUGGCCGACAAAUUCGCCUCCAUCGCCGCCGGUACCGAGCGAACAAUUAUCACCCGCGUUAAAAGCCAGAAAGAAUAACAAUAAUAACGUCGUUAGUAGUAGUAGUUCCGACACAAAGUUGCCGAAGCGAAAAACUGCGAGAAAAUUGGAGGACGAUAUCCCUUUAGCGUCGCCGACGUCGAGCUCGUCACCUCCUUCGAGCACGGGAGACGCUAUAAAUAAGGAUUCUAACCGGGACCGUCAAUUUACUUGUGGCGUUUGCAAUCGUUCCUUCGGAUACAAGCACGUUUUACAAAAUCACGAAAGAACACAUACGGGGGAGAAGCCCUUUGAAUGCCCAGAAUGCCAUAAGAGGUUUACGCGCGAUCACCACCUGAAAACGCACAUGCGAUUACAUACGGGGGAGCGUCCCUAUCAUUGUGAUCACUGCGAUAGGCAAUUCGUACAAGUCGCCAAUUUGCGACGCCACCUCCGCGUGCAUACCGGGGAGCGUCCCUACGUAUGCGAGCACUGUCAGGCGCGAUUUUCCGACUCAAAUCAGCUCAAAGCCCAUCUACUCAUCCACACCAACGAGAAACCCUUCAUAUGUGAUCGCUGCCAAAGUAGAUUCAGAAGAAGGCAUCAUCUUCUACAUCACAAGUGCGGGGCGCCAGAUCCCGUUCUAAUCAAAUCCGAAAUAUCCGAGGAAGACGAUUUGCGGACAAGGCCAAUUGUAACGCUUCCACUUCAGGUCUCGUUUCCCGAACAAACUGAACCUGAAGACCUAUCGAUGAGCACAGGUUUGCACUCGCAUAGCAGCGGAGACUCGCCGCUAUCGAGAUCACCAAGCUCGAGAGAGGAUUUGGACGACGACGAAAUUGAGCCCGACGAUUCCGCCACUUUAUUCUUGCAAAGAAGACAUCCUUCUCUCUCCUAGUCUUAUUUCAAUCCUACGGGUAUGUUUUAUAACUGUCAAAUAGUUUCAGGAAGAUUUAUUUAUAAUUAACGGAAUGUUCUGUACAGUGUGGUAUGUAAGUUCCUCUUCAAUAGACUAGUAGUGAUUUUUUUCAAUGGGAAUUCUCUUUUUUUAGUUCUAGGAAGAUUUUACAAGACGUUGUUAACCAUUCUAGUUGGACGAUAUAAACCGGUGGCUUGUAUAUAGAUAGAUGCAAAUUUAAGUAAAUUUCUAGUAGCCCUAAUUUUUAUGGUUUAAAAAGGACCUGCAAUUUAUACCUGUUUUGGCUUUAAAACUUCCCGCUCUGGUUUUGCACGUGAAUCUGAACUUAUAAAUUAUUUUUUAUUAUCCCUGUCAGUCCGAAGCUUUCCAGUAUUGUUAGAGAAAUAUGCGGAUUUAUUGCUACACUUCCUUGUCGCAAAAAAUUUCGCUCGGUGAAAUUGACAGGGGUUACUCUUUGCAAAUCAUUCUAAAUGAUUAGGCCGUUGUCUUUCACACAAAUCCUGUUUCUAUUCAAGUUAUCGAACUAGUUUUUUUAAUCACACAAAUUUGCUGAAAUCCAACACCGCUCGGCCUGUUCUAUUUUACCCUCGAUACGCGCAACGGUCGAUGCCCUUAAAUUUACCUAAAAUGGACUAAGUCCCUUUUUGUUCCCAGGAUCAAUUUUAAAUUUUGCAGCAUCCUCAAGCGGUCACUGAACUAUUCUUCCCACACACGCUUUGUUAUUCGGCAUCAUUUUUCAUCAUUUCCGCGCAUUUUUUUUCUCUAUUCAUUAUAUUUGUAUAAUAGGUAGGUACCAAAGACGUUAGAGCUUUCCGGUACACCUACUUUGCAAACGAACCGGAUUUGAUUGAAUUUUUUAAAUAUUGUAACCCUGUCACGAUUUCAAUACAAUUCAACUUGUUUCAAAACGGGUUGAAAAUUAAAAGUUAUUCAUGAUUUUGGUGUGAAAGUGGAACUUUAUACGGGCCCAAAAACGAAAAUACGUUACGUAGAGUUAAGUUAGAAUAAAAAGUUCUUGUAAAAUCUUCAGGUGUACAUAAAAUUUUUGACAUAUCCCGGUUUCCUGACAUAGGUGAAUGUUUUGUACAUGUACGAAUGAUUUUUAUAGGUAAAUAAAUAUAAUUACUGUAAAAGGUGGCUGUACUUUUCGUAAUAUUGUUACUUUUUUUGCUAGUAUUUGUUAAGAAACGCGAGUUACCUCUGAUCUAAAGAAAUAGGCAGGUGAUAUGAAUAUUUUCUCUUUUAGAUUAGACUCAAUUUUUUAUUGUUUUUAAAGUGCCAUUGCGCCAGCAUUUGCAAUUUAGUUUAUUGUAGAAUAUUGUUUUUUUCCAAAUACGGGUAUAUUUCCUAUUAGUUUAGUUUACCUAAUAUUAAUGUUAAACAGGGUUACCAUGGUAAUAUAAGAGAAUCUACAUUUUAUUUUUUCAAAGGUUUUUGUCCAUUUUAAACUAAAAUAAUUGUUGAAAUAUGCGUGUGCAUUAAACAAUCAAAUACGAUCUCGUCAAUUUUUGUUAAAUAUUUAUGUGUAAAUAGUUAAACGAUUGCUGCGUGUAUUUAAAUUUUGCAAAUGCUUUUUUGCGUUAAUUAUUGUUGUUAAUUUUGUUUUCGAAACAAACCGGUGAACAUUUGAAUAGUGUAAAUAAGCCAUUUGCAAAAUUUCCUGGCAACUACGGUACAAAUCUCUACCUCUUGCAUCUCAUUGUUUGCUUAUUAGAAGAAGAUCUAUAUGUAACUAAACAAGACUGAUUUUUAAUAGAUUCCUAUAUGUAGUUGUAGCAGAAACAGAUAUUAUAUACAAUUUCAAAUUUAAUUAUACGUGUAUGAAGAAAGAUAAAGAUUGGGGUUUAUAUAGUGUGAAAACGUUACAGUUUUAAGGUCCGAAUAUUUCAGGUACAAAAUGCUAGAUGAUAUCAGAGCACGAUUAGAAUUGGGUCACAUUUCUUUAGGGGCUUCUUAAUCCAAUUAAAAUUUAAUGUAGUUACCCCCGAAGUUAAAAAUACCGUACUAAAUUUUCUCUACUAGCGUCGUGCUCGAUUUAAGUAAAUGUAGAACUUAUUUACAUUUUACAAAUAAAAUAUCUUGUUGGAUCCUUGACGUAUUUCAUAAUGAAUGUUUUCAUGGUGUGAUUACCCUCAACCCAUUUGUGAUCACGUACCCGGUUGUAAAUUGAUGUCUCUUACUGAAA
Molecule: messenger RNA, 3602 nt
Organism: Photinus pyralis (common eastern firefly)
Lineage: Eukaryota; Metazoa; Arthropoda; Insecta; Coleoptera; Lampyridae
Gene: Kr
Product: protein krueppel-like
Exons: 3
Coding region: 293-1396 (367 amino acids)
Cellular component (GO): nucleus
Source: RefSeq, a predicted model, not a curated record